Naumovozyma dairenensis CBS 421 is the source of this 1986-nucleotide messenger RNA. It is a transcript of the gene LAP2, whose product is annotated as bifunctional aminopeptidase/epoxide hydrolase. Gene Ontology annotation, biological process: proteolysis. Gene Ontology annotation, molecular function: metallopeptidase activity; zinc ion binding; epoxide hydrolase activity. The transcript has a single exon. The record is from RefSeq and is a predicted model, not a curated record. Gene Ontology annotation, cellular component: cytosol. NCBI's taxonomy places the organism in Eukaryota, Fungi, Ascomycota, Saccharomycetes, Saccharomycetales, Saccharomycetaceae. Bases 1 to 1986 code for a protein of 661 amino acids.
AUGUACUCUCUUUUGAAAGCGUUCCCACCAAGAACACGUGUCAGGUCAAUUUCCUUGGUCCCGCCAAGAAAAAUAAGGAUGAAUGCAAUGCUACCAGAUAUCCUAGAAUCACGAAGACCAAAGGAGUCCCCAGAAUUUGAUCAUUCGACCUUGUCAAAUUAUAAAUCCUAUCAAGUCCAUCACACAAGGUUGGAAUUACAGAUACUAUUCGAUGAGUGUAUUGUUAAAGGUAGAGUGAUUUAUAAUUUAUCUGCCCGCGGAGUAGAUUUUCACGAGAUCGCGCUCGAUUCCUCAUUUUUAAACAUAGAAUCUAUCCAACUUAACAAUGAAACGAUCGAAAAUUUCGAGGUAUUACCAAGAAUUGAGCCAUUAGGUUCAAAGAUAACCAUCAAACCACCAACGAUUCCAAAGGAACCAUUUGAGUUAGGCUUAACAUUUACAACUACAGAUAGAUGCACAGCACUCCAAUGGUUAACAAAAAAACAGACGUCUGGUAUGCCCUAUGUAUUCUCUCAAUUAGAGGCAAUACAUGCCAGAAGUUUGUUCCCAUGCUUUGAUACACCUUCAGUUAAGUCUCCCUUUUCUGCAAGUAUUACAUCUCCUUUACCUGUUGUGUUUUCUGGUAUAUCUACUGGGAGCAAAAAUAAUAUCUAUUGUUUUGAACAGAAAGUUCCAAUACCAGCCUAUUUAGUAGGGAUUGCCUCCGGUGACCUAGCAAGUGCUGCAAUUGGACCUCGUUCUACUGUAUAUACAGAACCAUUCCGUUUGGAAGAAGCAAAGUGGGAAUUCUCCGAUGAUGUCGAGAAAUUCAUUCAAGCCGCUGAAAAUAUUAUUUUCGACUAUGAAUGGGGUACUUAUGAUAUAUUGAUCAACGUGAACUCCUAUCCGUAUGGUGGGAUGGAAUCUCCAAAUAUGACUUUCGCUACGCCAACGUUAAUUGCACACGAUAAAUCAAAUAUUGAUGUGAUUGCGCACGAGUUAGCCCAUUCUUGGUCCGGGAAUUUGGUCACAAACUGCUCCUGGAACCAUUUUUGGCUAAAUGAAGGUUGGACGGUCUAUUUAGAAAGGAGAAUUGUAGCUGCUAUCCAUGGAGAAUCCACUAGACAUUUCAGUGCAUUAAUUGGCUGGAACGAUCUAGAAAAUUCAAUUCAUGCGAUGAGAAAUCCAAAUAGAUUUUCAACUCUGGUCCAAAAUUUAAAUGAUGGCACAGAUCCAGAUGAAGCCUUUUCCUCUGUUCCCUAUGAAAAGGGGUUCAAUUUAUUGUUUUUUUUGGAAAACUUAUUGGGGGGUACCAAAGAGUUUGAUCCUUUUAUUAAGCACUAUUUUAAGAAAUUUUCUUACAAAUCUUUAGAUACGUUUCAAUUUUUGGAUACACUGUUCGAGUUUUUCACGGAUAAAAGGGAAUUGUUAGAAAAUGUGGAUUGGGAAACAUGGCUAUUUAAGCCAGGUAUGCCACCUAAACCUCAAUUUGAUACCACUCUGGCAAAUACUGUGUAUGCACUCGCUAAAAAAUGGUUACAUAACGCAUCUGAAUUUAAUUCGGUAGAAGAAUUUGAGUCUGCAUUUUCUUCAGAGGAUAUUAAGGGAUUCAAUUCCAAUCAAAUAGUUUUGUUUUUAGAAGUCUUGGUUCAAAAGGAAUUUUUAGGACAUAACGCCCCAGGAGGGUAUGACUGGGCUAAUUAUCCUUUGGCGUCCAGUUCAUUACUGAGUAUUUAUAGUGAAAAAAUUGCUCAGUCACAAAAUGCGGAAAUCAUUUUCAAGACAUUUAAGUUUGAAAUCCUUUGUGCAUUAAACAUUUACUACGAAAAAUUAGCUGCUUGGUUAGGUACUGUUGGAAGAAUGAAGUUUGUCCGCCCAGGUUAUAGAUUAUUGGACAGUGUUGAUCACAAAUUAGCUGUUGAUACAUUCCACAAAUUUAAGGAUAGUUACCAUCCUAUCUGCAAGAUGUUGGUGAGCCAAGAUUUAAAUAUGGUUGAGAAAAUGUAG